AUGUUUUGUUAAUUUAAUGGCUGUUUUUUAUUAAGAUCAUUUAUUAUGCUAUACUAAUAGAAUGCUUGUUCUGUUCAAAAAAAACAAAAACUAACGAAAAAGGGUAGAAAUUAUUUGGCAUAGAAACCUUUAACAUAAAAUAGAAACCAUGAAGGAACAUUAUUUUAGUUAUUUGAUAACGAAAAAUUUUAAUUGAGUUUUUAUGAAUAAUGAAAUGAUAGUUAAUAAUAUUAUAAAAGUUCAAAUUUCAUUGGUAAUUCUGAAAGGAUAUUUUGAAGAUUAACAAUUAAAUUUUUGUUAAGGUGAGAUUAAACAUAUAAGGUAGUUGAGAUCUUCAUUAAAAUCAAAAUUCUAAUUUAUUUUCAAGUAUUAAGUAGAGAAAUAUUUUAUAUAUAAGAAUAGUAUUAUGAGAAAGUUUCAGAAAUUUUAUGAUUCUAUUAUUUAGAAUAAUAGUGUAUUCUAUUAUUUAUUUAUUGAAAUAA
This is a messenger RNA of Paramecium tetraurelia, 482 nucleotides long. RefSeq lists its product as uncharacterized. The transcript has a single exon. NCBI's taxonomy places the organism in Eukaryota, Ciliophora, Oligohymenophorea, Peniculida, Parameciidae. The record is from RefSeq and is a predicted model, not a curated record.